AUGGAGAUGUCCGGGCGAUCCCUCCGUCCUAGGACAGAGUCAGCGGAGGAGAGACCGGCCAAGCCGCCGCUCAUAACGGAGCCAAGAGUGGUUCGAAGCAAUAAGGUGGGUCCGGGUGUCUCCAAUGGGGAGCUUCGCAGACUGUUGGAGAGCUCGGGUCUCGCAAAUGAGGAGCUUGCGAAGAUUGUAAAGGAUCUGCAGGAGGAAAUCUCAUUGCUGCGGGUCCAAAUGCGGGAGGAGGCCGAAGCAGCCAGGAAGGAGCUGCAAGCGGUACGCGAGGAGUCGCGUUACCGGGAUCAGUGCGCUCGAGAGGAUAAUGCCGCCCUUCGAGCGGAGUUGAAAGCGGAAAGGGAGCAGAAACGGCAACAGCGGCCGCAACAGCAGCAGCGAGUGGAGCAGCAGCGAGACCAACAGCGACCGCAGCAUCAACAGGAGAAGCAGCAGCAGCAGUUGCAGCAGAUGGAGAACCGAAGCCAGUGGCCCACGGUUGAAGAGGGUGAAUCCUGGGCUGUGGUGGCUUGGGGUAAGCCGCAACGCUUGCAUCAGCAGCAACAUCAGCAGUUGCAACGUCAACAGCCACUGAAGCGGCAACAACAGCAGCCGCAGCAACAACAGUCGGGGUGA
Anopheles funestus (African malaria mosquito) is the source of this 624-nucleotide messenger RNA. RefSeq names its product nuclear transcription factor Y subunit beta-like. Bases 1 to 624 code for a protein of 207 amino acids. Lineage: Eukaryota; Metazoa; Arthropoda; Insecta; Diptera; Culicidae. The record is from RefSeq and is a predicted model, not a curated record. The transcript has a single exon.